UCUAUUAUAUCUUCUUUGCUUCUGGCUGUCUGUACUUAUCUAACCCUAAACGCACAAAAUAAAAACUCUCAGGCAUCAAACAUCAAAUUGGUUUUAAAAGCCCACUUUAAACCCUAAAAUCUAAAUUCGCAGCUAAACCAAGUAAGAAAGAGAGAGAAUAAAAAAGCUAUGAAGAAGAAAAAUCAAACAAGUGGAAGUGGAAGUGGAAGUGGCAACAUGGAUGACAAGGAUCAAGAAUGGGACAUCAAGAAGAUUAUGAAAGACAUCGAGUUCUUCAGUGCCUCGCAUAUGACAUGGAAAGAGAGGAAAGAAUUAGAAAACCAGAAAGUAGUCUCUCUUGGUGGAAAGCCUCCUAAGAAGCAAAGACUACCUUUAAGUGUAGCCCGUGUGCAAAUGAAGAAACAAAAGGAAAGAGAACAGAAAAUGCUUGAAAUGAGGGAACAAGAGAAUAUCGUUCUUGGAAGAUUUGGAGGUGGUAGUGGUGCUAGACGAACAGUGGAGAAGCGCAAACUUGAGGACAGGGUGCUGAGGUCAACUGAAGGUCAUUUUAAAAAUGGCAUACUUGAUGUGAAGCAUUUGUUGAGUCGAACGCCAUCUAGAGAUGAUGGUUCUAGCAGUCAUAUGGUCAACAAAGGGAAGAAGCACAGUGGCAAAAGGAGAGAUGAUGGUUCUAGCAGUCAUAUGGUCACCAAAGGGAAGAAGCACAGUGGCAAAAAGAACAAGGGAAAGAAAAAAGGUGGUGGGAAGAAGCGCCAUUGAAAGCGGGCCUACUUUGAGCUAUUUCAAUAACAGCAGUGAUAGAAUCUCAGUGUUGCUAAUAUCAUCUUUCAAAACCUGGAUCUUGAAGGGUCCUUACAAGAUCCUUGAUUCGGUAUUGGCACAAUGUAUGAUGCAGAAUAUGCAGUUUAUGGUACAAGCAUCGCUGAGCAUUUUUUCUUCUAUUUUAAAGAUGAAAACAAAAAUUUCGAGCGGUUGCGUUUUGUUUUGGUUGUUUAUAAAUAGCCUUCUCUAAUUGCUGGGUUCAAUUUCUCGAGGAUAGCCUUCUAUGUAGCAUCUGUUCUUUGGACUCAGACCAUCCGUUUUGCAUUUCUUCACACUCUUGUUAAACACAAGACCGAUAUUGAAGAUCUUGAGACCAUGCUUCACUUAUAUAUGCAUGGGGUAUGAUUUCUUGCUA
Populus nigra (black poplar) is the source of this 1177-nucleotide messenger RNA. RefSeq lists its product as uncharacterized. Gene Ontology annotation, cellular component: nucleolus. Gene Ontology annotation, biological process: maturation of SSU-rRNA from tricistronic rRNA transcript (SSU-rRNA, 5.8S rRNA, LSU-rRNA). The transcript is spliced from 5 exons. Bases 169 to 759 code for a protein of 196 amino acids. NCBI's taxonomy places the organism in Eukaryota, Viridiplantae, Streptophyta, Magnoliopsida, Malpighiales, Salicaceae. The record is from RefSeq and is a predicted model, not a curated record.